Culicoides brevitarsis is the source of this 744-nucleotide messenger RNA. It is a transcript of the gene Wnt10, whose product is annotated as protein Wnt-7b. Gene Ontology annotation, biological process: cell fate commitment; neuron differentiation; canonical Wnt signaling pathway. The transcript has 6 exons. Bases 1 to 744 code for a protein of 247 amino acids. Gene Ontology annotation, molecular function: cytokine activity; frizzled binding. Gene Ontology annotation, cellular component: extracellular region. The record is from RefSeq and is a predicted model, not a curated record. NCBI's taxonomy places the organism in Eukaryota, Metazoa, Arthropoda, Insecta, Diptera, Ceratopogonidae.
AUGGGAUAUGAGGAAGCAACAGAGGUCACUCGUCUCUUAAAUGAAGGAAGGUACAAGAAUUGGUACCGCGAAUCGAGUUUUGCAUAUUCCAUAUUGAGUGCUGGCGUAGCUCAUGCGGUGACACGUGCUUGCAGUCAAGGUAUCAUUACUUCUUGCGGAUGCGCGAAUUAUGGGAAGGUUAAUAACAAAUAUCGCUGGAAAUGGGGAGGAUGCUCGCAAAAUAUCGUCUUUGGCAUUGAAUUUUCACGGAUUUUUCUGGAUGGAAAGGAAAAAGCGGGAGAUAUUAAAAGUGUUAUUAAUUUGCAUAAUAAUCAUGCGGGAAGAAUGGCUUUAGCAAACCACAUGCAACUCAAAUGCAAAUGCCAUGGCUUAUCGGGAAGUUGCACUCUCAAAACUUGUUGGUCGAAACCUUCUGACUUCCGUUUGGUUGGAAAAACUCUCAAAGAUCAGUAUAAAAAUGCAAUUUUCGUCGAUCAAUCGAACCGCGGCAGUAAAUUAAUCGUCAACAAACAAAAAAAGAACAAAAUUUUACCGAGUCUAAAAAUCGUCGAGUACACAAGUGAUAUUUUGUUGAAUUUAAAAAACCGUAAAUUGGAGAUGGCAUUAUUUUAUUACCAAAAGUCACCGAAUUAUUGCAAUGAGGAUAUCGGAAAUGGAGAACAACAGGAAGAAUUUGUGAGAGACGAAGCAAAAACAAUGAUGGCUGUAGAUCGCUUUGUUGCUCGAGAGGAUAUGACUUGGUAA